Messenger RNA from Cyprinus carpio (common carp), 4385 nucleotides. RefSeq lists its product as uncharacterized. The transcript has 17 exons. Lineage: Eukaryota; Metazoa; Chordata; Actinopteri; Cypriniformes; Cyprinidae. The coding region runs from base 148 to 2922 and encodes 924 amino acids. The record is from RefSeq and is a predicted model, not a curated record. Gene Ontology annotation, molecular function: protein binding.
CAAUCAGCGUCGAGCAAACAGUCCGGACGGAACACAACCCGUGACGUAUACGGUCAGCAUUCUACUGUGCGGACAAUCAAUAAACAGCUUCUGCAAAGUAACAACAAACCCAUAUAUCCAGCAUUUUUGAGGAUAUUAAAUACAGUUAUGGACUCCACAUCGACCAUCGGGGGGUUCAUCAGCACCCUCUCUGAGAUGGGCUUCAGUGAAGAUCAGAUACAGGCAGCGAUGCAGGCCGGGUUCUUCUCUGUACCAGAAGCGGCUGAAUGGCUUUUGCAGGGUGGGAGUCCACGGCAUAAACUGGUCAAGCAGCCUUCAGGUCCUUUAGAGACGGCGUUUUCUGCCUUCAACCCUCCCAAAGAUGCUCUCUGCACUAACAAUAAAUCACAGUCUGAAGGAACAGGUCCUUCAUUGGUCUUGGCACCUCCUUCUGUGAAUGCUCCCACAGCAAUAGAGCAUCCACCCCUGGAAACACGGAUCAAGCAGGAUAAGAGUCAUUUCCACGAGCAGCAGAGGCAGCGAGUGGCUCAAGAGGCGCGGGCAGAAAGGAGACAGAAGAAGCAGGAGCGUGAGUUGGUAUUGAAGAGGAUCGCAGAGGACCGGCGCAGUCAGCAGGAGAAGGCACAAACUGAAGCCACGGCUGAGACGUCUCCAUCCAGUGGACAGGGCCAGAGACUGGGAGGACGUGUGGAGACCAGCGUGGACAACCACUGCAUCCUCAUGAUUCGGCUUCCCUCCGGGGAAUCAAUGCGCGAGCGUUUUCCUGCAGACACUCCCUUAAGUCACGUCGUCCAGUACAUUGCCGGCUGCCACCCUUCGCUACCUGCUUUCUCCCUCCUGCAGGGGUUUCCUCGAAAGCGAUUUGGAGAAGCUGAGCUAACCUGCUCCCUCCGGUCUCUAGGACUGACUCCCAAUGCUGCACUUUGCAUACAGACCACGCCCCCCGAGACGCCUCAGGACCCGCCCAGUCCAGCAUCCCGAUUGGCCGUUGUAGGGCAGGUGGAGGCGGAGCCACAGGAAGAGCCAGUGGCGCCACCAAAUGAGCAACCCCAGGUGGAGGCCGGGGCUUUAGAGGAACUGGAGAUGCCUCCACCUCUGCCCCAUCAGCUGUGGGAGGAAGCAGUGGGGUAUGCUGGGAUUCCUGGGGUCGGACCUCCGCUGUCAGGACCCUCUCAUUACUGGGGACGAGGCCAUAAACUGGUGCGAGGCGAUCCAGGAAAUGAGGAACAUUUGGAAAAUGAGGAGCAACCAGAAGAAGAAGUUGUACCUCCAUUUCAUCUCAACGGACUGCCACAGUUGCCCUUCUUCCUGGAGAACAGGGCAAGAGCGGGACUGGAGCCGAGACAUCACUGGCCGGAGCAGGGCAACAGACUCAGGGAGGCGGAGCCUGAUGAGCCAGCAGACCCUGAGGAAAUCCGUGUAUUGCGUGGAGCUGCGGGUCAAGCUGCUGUCGAGCGUUUACAGCGAGCCGCCCAUCACGACGAGCAGCAGUCGCCACACGGGCAUCCCUCGCCCCCCAAAAAAGCCUUCAAGACCCCCCGCGUGCCGUCUCUCUGCUCGAUGGCCACCAGGGCCACCGUUUCCCUCAUGACAGCUCCCAGCAUGCAGUACAGCAGCAGCCUGGCGUGUUUGACCCCGGAGCUGGCUGAACUCUUGUUGGCUCAUAUGGCACGUGAACGUCUCCUCCGCCCGCGUACCCUGGAGCUGUUCUUCGGCUGCCCGCUGCAGAAGUUUGUCCUAAACUGCUACCCAUACACCACCAACGAGCUGCUGCGGCAACUGAGGGCGUUUUCCUGUCUCAAACAUCUCAGCUUCGUCAACUCUCCUCUCAUCACAGACGCUGGUCUUUCAGUUUUGUCCAACCUCUCAAAACUGCAGCAUCUCAACCUGUCGUCUUGUAGCAAACUAACAGACAGCUGUUUGCAGCAUAUCACAGGACUGCGCAGUCUGACGUUCCUGGCUCUGGACCAGACCAAAGUAAGCGAUGCAGGUCUGCUGAUGUAUCUGCAGUCGGGUUCUUCUGCGCUGUGUCAGCUCAGCCUCAAUCAGACGGCCAUCACAGAGAACACACUGAGAGUGCUGCCCGCAUGUGUACCACAGCUACGAAUGCUCAGUAUUAAACACACCAAGGUGAGUGAUGUGUCUGCUCUCGCAGAGCUCAGAAACCUGCAGACGCUUCACCUGGACGGCACAGGUGUGCGAGAAAAUACUCUCCAGUGCCUAGCAACCCACCCCAGCCUAUCAGCGCUCAGCCUGGCCGGCAUACCGGUCGCCGAUGGAAACCACACGCUGGAGAUCAUUUCAGGCCUAAGGCUUACCCAGCUCACCCUGCCCGGCAGACACUCUGUGACGGACAGUGGACUUACGUUUCUCUCCAGACAGACUUUGCUCGUAGAGCUCGACCUGACGGACUACACUCAGCUCACUGACCACGGCAUUACACAGCUUGCAAGCAUGACCAGGUUGAAGAAGCUGUCUCUUAGCAACACUCAGGUGAGUGACAGCGGGCUCCAGGGACUGAUCAGUCUAAAAGAGCUCCAGGAACUGUGUCUCGACCGUACAGCUGUCACCAGCAGGGGUGUGGCAGCCUUGAUCACACACUUACCACAUCUGCAGGUGAUGGGUUUGGCCAGUACACAGGUGGGUGAUACGGUGAUCAGACGAGGUCUAGUUCACUGUCCACAGCUGCUGAAACUCAACCUCAGCAGAACCAGAAUCACAGAUCAGGGUCUGAAGUUCCUGUGUCGUAUGCAGCUGAGUCAAGUGAACCUGGAUGGCACAGGCGUAACUCUUGUUGGCAUUGCUAACCUGAUCUCUGCCUGCCAUCAUCUGACCAGCGUACGGGCCAGCCACACCCGCGCCAUUCCUCCUGACCAACAGUCUGACGACGACGAUGAUGACGGCAACACCACACGCUCCUAGAUGUUUCUGUGUAUUCUUCAAACACGGCCAUGAUACCCUUCAGCUGUUUCUCAGAGGGCAGAUUAUUCAGAGCUUCCUUUUUCCAUAAGUAGCACUACAAUCUCACUUGGGUUCGACAAUCAAGUUGAAAUACGUUUUUGAAUGUGGUUAAACAGCGCAAGGAACAAAGUGUUCAAACUUAACCUGCGUUUGGUCUGGAACAUGAAUAUGCACACUUCAAAUUGAUAUUUUCUCUGGGCAUUUCGCAUUUUUUUUUGUGUUAAUUAAUUAAAUAUCAUUUAAAAAUACUGUCGACUUAUAAUACAGCAUACAGCAAAAACAAAAGGUGUCAUAAUUUAGUAAUAAUGAUGCUCAAAUAUUGAUAAUCAACAGUAUGCGUGACAGAUGUAGAAGUGUUUGAAUCUGUUACAUCGAGUAUUGAGGAUUUGUGCACGAAGAUGAUAUUUUUAUUUUAAAAAUGAAUGAGGAAUAGGUGUUAAUGAAUGACAGGUGGAUAUAUUUUGGAUAAAUGCAUCUGAAUGAUUGAUUGAAGUGGAAAGUCUUUUGGACUUGAAGGUGGCAUUUCAUUUAAUUACAUGCCAAAGUCAGUGUUGUUUUACUGGCGUGUUACUGAAUCUAGCAGCUGUUUUACUCCUACAUGUGUAUUCAUUUUGGAUGCAAGUUUGUUAUCAUAUCUUUUAAUUCGAGGAUUUAUUAGUCUACUUGCACAUGCAUCUGUCCUUAACUUACACAGUUUUUCAGAAGAUACAAAAAAGUCACAAAUCGUGAAAUCCCCAAAAAAUGCUCCGCAUCAUCACAUUGGCGUUCGACUGUUUCUGUAUGCAUUAGUGUUGUACCUUAAAGCGUUUGAAUGCAAUAACAUUUAAAAUAUAAAAACAUAAAGAUCUCAAUCAUAUCUGGAAUAAAAGGUCUAUGUAUUAAAGAAAAAAAGUCUAAAUUCUAAACAUACUUUGAAUGCACGGUGCUGUUCUGUCUUGAUCUGACGCAAAGGUUUGUUGAAACUGUCAAAUGCAUUCUCGUUGCCAACAGUUGUCUGGUCUGAAUGAAAAUGAGAUGCACAUUCAGAACUCAGGAGCUAGUCAGUGGUGCAUCAUGAACACGGUAGCGUCUUUUUCACAUUUAUUUAAAAUGCCAUGAAUUUUCAGUGUGUAUGUUGCUACAACCCCAAAAUAGGUAUUUCACUGUUAACCCACUGAAUGCUUUUUGAUGUGUUAGAAAACAAUAGUUCUGUGACAUUAGUGCAAGUAUACAGAAAAUAUACACAACGAUUCAUUAAGGAAGUCUACUAACAAAAACUGAGUGUGAAUGUAUGGCACAGCUCGUAUUAAAUGCUUGUUGUACAGUAAAUUCAUUCAGUCUGCUCCACACUUGUACAGUUUAUUUUGCUGGUAACUAGGAUGGUCUAAAACUAUUUUAUACUUUAAGUUUACAACGUUAAUAAAAGCUACAUUUUGCAAUGGUUA